AUGAAGUACGUUCUUGUAUCUGGAGGUGUGAUCUCGGGCAUUGGCAAGGGUACCAUUGUGCACGUCACAUCGAUCAAAAUCGAUCCGUAUAUGAACGUCGAUGCGGGGACGAUGGCUCCCACGGAGCAUGGAGAAUGCUUUGUCCUCAAUGAUGGGGGAGAAGUCGACCUCGAUUUAGGCAACUACGAGCGAUACCUUAACAUCAUCCUAACUCGCGAAAACAACAUCACAUCUGGCAAGGUCUACCAGCAUGUCAUUGAGCGGGAACGGAAGGGUGACUAUCUGGGCAAGACGGUCCAGAUGGUACCGCAUGUCACAGACGCGAUACAGGAUUGGAUCGUUAGGGUUGCGCAGAUCCCGGUCGAUGACACGAAUGAGUGCCCCGACGUUUGUAUCAUUGAACUCGGUGGUACUGUCGGAGAUAUUGAGAGUGGCCUCUUCACUGAGGCCAUGAGACAAUUGAAGAGGAGAGUGGGAAAGGGCAAUUUUGUUCAAAUCCACGUCUCCCUGGUGCCUGUUAUUUCUGGGGAGCAGAAGACCAAGCCUACGCAGCAGGCUAUCAAGGAAGUUGGACGAGAGGGAUUGGUUCCUGACUUGAUUGCAUGCAGAUGUGAUGUACCUCUCGAGAAGUCCACCAUCGACAAGAUCGCCAUGUUCUGCCAGGUAGAGAACGAGCAGGUCCUCGCAGUCCAUAACGUCCUGACAACAUAUCACGUCCCUCUACUCCUCGAGAAGCAAGGUCUCGUCAAGAACCUUACCUCGAUGCUGAAUCUCGAUGCUAUUCCUAGAGCUAGCAGCCUAGUUGAUCGUGGAUCUCGUACUUGGACGGAAUGGAAGAACCUCACUUCUUCUCAGGAACGCCUCUUCGAGACCGUGAAUAUCACCCUCGUCGGCAAAUACACAAAUCUUCAUGACAGUUACCUCUCUGUCAUUAAGUCCCUGGAGCACAGCGCCAUGCGCUGCGGCAAGAAGCUCAACCUCGUCUGGGUUGACGCCUCUAACCUCGAAGAGGAGGCUAGAACUGAGAAACCUGCCGAGUUCCACAAGGCCUGGCACUCAGUCUGCACUGCGAACGGCAUUCUCGUCCCCGGUGGCUUCGGGCAUAGAGGCACAGAAGGCAUGAUCCAAGCCGCGAAAUGGGCUCGUACUAAUAAGACCCCCUAUCUGGGUAUAUGCCUUGGCUUGCAAAUCGCGGUCAUCGAGUUCGCACGCAACGUCUGCGAUAUCCCGAACGCGAGUUCAAUCGAAUUGAACGAGCAAUGUCCUGACCCAGUCGUUAUCUUUAUGCCUGAAAUCGACAAGGUGAACUUGGGCGGCACGAUGCGUCUCGGCCUCCGUCCAACAAUAUUCCAAGAAGGGUCUGAGUGGUCGCGUCUGCGCCAGCUUUAUGGUGAGAAAAAGGAGAUACAGGAGAGACAUCGACAUAGAUACGAAGUCAACCCUGAAUACGUCGAUCGUCUCGCGGUGAAAGGCUUGGAGUUUGUGGGCAAGGACGAUAAAGGGGUCCGAAUGGAGAUUCUGGAGCUAAAGGAUCAUCCUUGGUAUGUGGCCGUGCAGUUCCAUCCUGAGUAUAUGAGCAGGGUGUUGCAACCUAGCAAGCCAUAUCUUGGGUUCGUGGCUGCUGCUAGUGGGUGUCUGGAAAAAGUCACCGCGGAUUGCAUGCGGGACAGCGUCAAUGGUCUCGAGGAGGGAAUUAAUGGCGUUCGGAUUUGA
Lachnellula hyalina is the source of this 1713-nucleotide messenger RNA. RefSeq names its product CTP synthase (gene ura7). The transcript has 5 exons. The record is from RefSeq and is a predicted model, not a curated record. Gene Ontology annotation, biological process: pyrimidine nucleobase biosynthetic process; CTP biosynthetic process. The coding region runs from base 1 to 1713 and encodes 570 amino acids. Gene Ontology annotation, molecular function: CTP synthase activity; identical protein binding. NCBI's taxonomy places the organism in Eukaryota, Fungi, Ascomycota, Leotiomycetes, Helotiales, Lachnaceae. Gene Ontology annotation, cellular component: cytoophidium; cytoplasm.